Messenger RNA from Ostreobium quekettii, 1977 nucleotides. The record is from the annotation of a GenBank genome assembly. Lineage: Eukaryota; Viridiplantae; Chlorophyta; Ulvophyceae; Bryopsidales; Ostreobiaceae.
AUGACCUCGGUGUCUAACCCGCUCAGUCAGCCGGCGCGCACACCCGACCAGCAAGUGAACGCGCUGCUGGAGUUCAAGGCGGCCCUGACGGACGACGAGGGCGUGCUGCAGAACUGGAGGAACGGCUCGGAUCCCUGCCUGGAUGGCUGGGACGGCGUAGGGUGCAACUGCACGGAGAGAGGGCCCGACGGGCUGCCGCGCUCGCCUUUCUGCGUGGAUAGGGACGCCAACGGCACCGACCCGAUGGUGCUGGAGCUGACCCUGGGGGCCUCUAACCGGGAGGCGAUGCUGAAUGGCAUGAUCUCGCCCGCCCUGGGCAACCUGACAGAGCUUUGGAAGCUGGACCUGUCUGGCCAGGCGCUCACGGGCACGAUACCCGACGCCCUUGUGAACUUGAAGAACCUGGCCUUCCUGUCCCUGCGCUCGAAUCAGCUGACUGGCACCCUACCGGCCUUUCUGUCGGAGUUUGAGCUCUUGACGGAGGUGCUGUUGGGUCAGAACGAGUUCGUGGGCGCCGUGCCUGCAAGCUGGUGUGACCAGGCGGGGAACCGGUCGGAGACGCCGGGGUUCAGGGAUAGAAUCAGUCUGGAGGGGAACCUGGGGCUGUGUGGCAAACUGCCGGACUGCUUUAACGAAACUUCACUGCGAUUUGCGGACACCAACCUGCAGUUGAGAGACGGGAUGGGAGGUGUGUGCGACCAGACACCGCCUGUGUGCGAUGAGGCUGAAAUCAUUGUUCCAAAGUUUUGGACCAAUGCGAGCCAGAUAACGUUCAACUUCACAGGUUGCAAAGACGAUGAGAGUGGCAUUUCAGAGGAGACGUUCAGCGUCCAGCGUUCAGGGUCGCCCGAGGAUGAGAAGGGGGGUCUGGUCAAAAAUGAGUCCUUGCCGGAACCAGUGGUUGAGGAAAUGAAAGAAGGGCGCAAGGUUAGGAUGUUUGUGUUUAACUUGACAGAAGUUGAGCUGAAGGAUGGCAGCCACUUCAUUGUGAUAGUGACUUCUGCCAACAAGGCACAAACUAUUGGUGAAGAUCGCACCGACCUGGUGGAUUUAAAUGUGACCAUGGCAUUUGACCGAGAGGACUUGAUGAUCUUUGCCUCUUUGUUCGAGCAGAAUGUGACGGUUCCAGCCAUCCCUGAGGGGGAUAGUUAUGUUGUGGAAGUGUUGGCAAGAAAUGAGGCCGGUUUGGAGGACCAAGCCACAGCCACUAUUGCAGUGGUUCCCAACGUCAUCGGAGGGACUGAGCGCUCCAGAAGAACGAUGGGCAACUUGCAGCAGUCAGCCUUACAGUGCAGGGUCGAGAUGCUGAAGGAUCUGAUGGAUGGGCUGCUCGAUGUUUCAUCCGAGACAGGAAGAAACAGGAGAAUUAUCCGUGAGCCGAUCGAGCAAAGCCAAUUUGAGAUUCGGGACGUCGCGUUUGUGGUGACUGACCUAGAAGCUCCCUCAGCCAUGGCCCUCCACCCUCGGACUGUGUUCAACAAGAUGCUGGAUGAACAAAACUCCAUAAUCCGGGAGCUUCCUGAGCAGGAGAACGGGUAUGAGACAGGCACAGAGGCUGACUCCCAGAUCGCUGUCGCUGGCAUUGUUGAUGCUGUAGUGUUCAGCAUGAAUGUCCGGCACAGGUUUUUGCAGCACAAGUGGACCAUUGAGAUGUUCAAACUUCCCUGUUGCAACACUGAAAUGUCAGCAGUUGGGAAAUUGGUGUUCAAGCCCCCCUGUGCCAGGAUGGGCUUGGACUGGGCGUCGGAUGGCACGGACAUGACGAGGAUACACCCUGUGACCAAGCAACAUGUUUUUGCUGGUCUAGCAUUAGAGGUGGCCAAAAUGCUAGGAAAUGCAGCCAGCGAUGGCCAGGUUCUGAUGACAAACGACACCUGGAAAGAGCUGCAGCCCCUGAUGAAAUAUGCAGAAUCCCCCACCGUGGAGCGGGUUGGCCUUUUCUACUUGCCCAAGUGGCCGAUACCUGUCUGGCUGUAA